Molecule: messenger RNA, 996 nt
Organism: Diversispora eburnea
Lineage: Eukaryota; Fungi; Glomeromycota; Glomeromycetes; Diversisporales; Diversisporaceae
Source: the annotation of a GenBank genome assembly
AUGUUACCGCAUGGUUUAUUUGCAGUUAAUAAACCCCGAGGGAAAACGUCGGUUGACCUUCUAAACGCGCUCAAGAAAUUGUUACGAAAUGGUUCAAAAAAAAUAAAAUUAGGUCAUGGUGGAACAUUAGAUCCCUUGGCUACAGGUGUAUUGGUCGUCGGAGUUAACGAUGGCUGUAAAGAAUUAUCGAAAUAUAUAAAAUGUGAAAAGAUAUAUUCCGCAGUUGGUUUACUUGGAUAUGGAACAGAUUCAUAUGAUUCAGAAGGACAAGUAAUAGGAAUUGGUCAUACUCAACACAUUACUAAAGAAAUGAUAUUAAAUUUAUUGCCAAAGUAUACAGGAGAAAUUAUGCAAAUUCCACCAUUGUAUUCUGCAUUGAAAAUGGACGGACGACGUCUUUAUGAAUACGCGAGAAAAGGAAUUGAAUUACCCAAAGAUAUAAAAGCACGGACGGCCAAUAUUUAUUCAUUGACAUUAUUAGAUUUCACCUUUGAACAUAAUUUUAAACCACCCGAAAACAAAAUAACAAACAAAAUAACAAACAAAAUAACAAACAAAAUAACAAACGAAACAACAGAUGAAAUAACAGACGAAAUAACGGACAAAAUAACAAAACUAUAUAUUUCAUCUGAAUCAAAGAAUGAAUCAAAUAAUGAAUCAAAGAAUGAAUCAAAUAACGAAUCAAUUAACGAAUCAAAUAGUGAAUCAAAUAAUGAAUCAAAUAAUAAUGAAUUAAAUAAUAAUGAAUUAAAUAAUAAUAAUCCUAUAUUCAAAAUACAUGUAGAAUGUGGAAGUGGAACUUAUAUUCGAACUUUGGUUCAUGACAUUGGGAAAGAUCUCAAUAGUGAAGCUCAUGUAGUAGAAUUGGUAAGAUUACAACAAGGGGAAUUUAAAUUGGGUAUAAAUACUAUUGAAUGGGAAGAUUGUUUAAAUAUAGAAAAUAUAUUUGAUGCAUUAAAAAAAUACAAUCAAAAGACUUUUCCCUUAACAAAUUAA